This is a messenger RNA of Tripterygium wilfordii, 1988 nucleotides long. RefSeq names its product thioredoxin-like fold domain-containing protein MRL7L, chloroplastic. The coding region runs from base 255 to 1331 and encodes 358 amino acids. Lineage: Eukaryota; Viridiplantae; Streptophyta; Magnoliopsida; Celastrales; Celastraceae. The transcript has 6 exons. Gene Ontology annotation, cellular component: chloroplast stroma. The record is from RefSeq and is a predicted model, not a curated record. Gene Ontology annotation, biological process: regulation of DNA-templated transcription; chloroplast organization.
GACUCACCUCACCCAUCAAAAAAAAUACAACACAUUGGAGACCGAUUACUUAAUUUUGACAGACUUGUGAACAGAUAAGAGGACGUCUGUUGCGACGUGGCAAUUGAGAAUUUUGGGGGACGGGAGAGGCGCAAAGUCCUCCAGAAAGGCAUCUUGUUCGUCUGGGAUUUAGUUAGGGUUUUACAUAUCCAGUCCCCACUGACAACCCGAGACUGCGGUUUGGCUUCUCUUCUUGUGGAAUUCACUUUGUAGAGAUGGCACUGCAACAUAUUAUGAAGUUCCAGUGCCUUUGUCCUCUUUCAAUUGAGAACAAACUUAAAAUGUCUCCUUCAUUUGCUGGUAUUACACUCAAGUUUACGGCAAAACAAAGCAACCCAGAGAUUUCUACUUGCAGGAUGGACUGCUUUUGUUUAUCAUCAAAGCUUCAUCUCUCUCCUUCGCGGAAGAAGCAAGGUAGUGGCCUGAGAUGGAGCAGAAUCAGAGCUCAAUCAGGAGAGAAAUUUAAGUCUAAUAAUGGAAAGGAAGCACGAAAUUUUGAAUCUAGUGACAGUGAUGAGGAUGAUGACGAUUCCUCGGCUAGAAAGGUUAACAUGGAUGACCCCUAUCUAAUGGAUGCUGAAGAGAGACAAGAAUGGAGGAGAAAGAUUAGAGAGGUGCUCAGUAAGUAUCCUGAUUUGGAGGAGGAAGUUGAUCCCAAUAAGAAGAGAGAACAAAUGCAGAAGCUUAUGGCCAAGUACCCGCUUGUUGUGGAAGAGGACGACCCUGAUUGGCCUGAGGAUGCAGAUGGGCGGGGAUUCAGCUUUAGUGAGUUUUUCGACAAGAUUACUAUCAAGAAUGAAAAGGAUGAUGAUGAUGAAAAUUACGAUACCGAGAAUGAAAUAGUGUGGCAAGAUGAUGAUUACAUUCGUCCUAUCAAAGAUAUUAGCACAGCAGAUUGGGAAGAGACUGUGUUUAAAGACUUUAGUCCCUUAAUUGUUCUUGUGCAUAAUCGCUAUAAAAGACCAAAGGAAAAUGAAAGAAUGAGAGAUGAACUGGAGAAAGCUGUGCAUAUCAUAUGGAACUGCAGGUUACCUUCUCCAAGAUGUGUUGCGAUUGAUGCCAUCGUUGAGGUUGAUUUGGCAUCUGCUCUAAAGGUGUCUGUCUUUCCAGAGGUUAUAUUUACAAAUGCUGGGAAAAUCUUAUACCGUGAAAAAGCAAUUAGAACAGCAGAGGAAUUAUCAAAGAUUAUGGCAUUCUUCUUUUACAAAGCAGCCAAACCUCCCGGUUUGAAUUGCACUGGAAAUACUGAUGAGCUAAUCCCUUCUGUUGUCACGAACAGCCAAACACGCUAAAAUGCUUCUUCUACUAGUCAGAUGCUUGUCAAAGGCAUCUCACCACUUUUUAGGGGUAAAUGAUGAUGUCUAAACAGUUGGGGUCGCUGAGAUACUGAUGUAUACCUACAUGUUAGUUUAGUAGGGGAUUCUAUGAGAUCGCAAGGGAAUGCUGGAAAUCUGAUGGUUUGUAACUUUGUAUGGAGUUGAACAGCUAUUCACUUUGUUUUCUUUGUAUCAAGUUGGAAAUCUGAUCGCAAAGUGUGCAUUUUAUAUCCGUGCCAUCCUGCAAAUGGAUUCAAGAGUCUGAGCCUCUGAGGCUAGUUGUUGUGCACGCCACAGCAGCAGAAGGCAUCGUGGUAAUGGAAUCUGAAGGCAAAGAGCUGUCCUAGGUUUGAGCCAUCAAACCUGCAGUUAUCUACACCCAAAAACUGUUCGGACAUUUUCCUGAGCUACCAGAGACCCAGAACCUAAAUCCACAGUGGUCGAGACUCAGAGGUGGACUGUAAGAUUUCCAAUCUGCCUCAGCUAAGCUAGUUAGGAACUCCAACGAGCGUAAAGCCGAAGACUGACCUUUCCCUGUCCGUCGACGGUGUGAAAGCUUUGUCCAUUCGAGCAUUGUCCAUGUUGUUCUUAAACCUCUUGGCACAUAAAAAUUACAUUGGACUGGUUCAUCCA